Molecule: messenger RNA, 580 nt
Organism: Drosophila innubila
Lineage: Eukaryota; Metazoa; Arthropoda; Insecta; Diptera; Drosophilidae
Exons: 3
Coding region: 1-576 (191 amino acids)
Source: RefSeq, a predicted model, not a curated record
AUGUCGCGACUGGCUAUCUUUGCUUUUCUGCUUUCGCUGCUGCUUCCCGUUGAGUCCACCGAUUACGAUGUCGUUGUCAAUGAGAAAACGUGGUCUUCGUCUUGUGAUAGCGAAGAGGACGAAGGAAACACACCCCUCAGUGAGCUUGUGAACAUCAGCGACCUGACAUUUGUACUGGAUAAGGAUUUCGAGACGCUUUACAUAAGUGGCGACAUUACUGUCAAACUCCAGAUCCCCAAAACGCCCAUUGAAAUGGAGGUGAAUGUGAAGCACUGGGAACGUAGCCAUUGGGAACCGACAAUUAUCUCCCUAAAGCGCGACGACUUCUGUAAAUCCAUGGAGGAUCCGUUCGAGGUCUGGCACACGUAUGUCGUCACACAGAUACCCAAAGAUCAGCGAACAUGUCCUCCAGAAUUAGAACAUGUCUACAGCCUAAGGAAUUUCACAAAUCGAGUGCGAUUGGAGAAAAUGCCUCAUUGGGAUGUUGAAGGUGAUCUAAAGGCCGUGGUGCAUUUUACAGUCGGCAAGCUUAAGACCUGUAUUCCUGUGUACUUCACAAUUACUAUAGUAAAGUAAAGUA